AGGGGGGAAGAUGGCGGCGCCCGUCCUGCUGAGAGUGUCGGUGCCGCGGUGGGAACGGGUGGCCCGGUAUGCAGUGUGCGCCGCCGGGAUCCUGCUCUCCAUCUACGCCUACCACGUGGAGCGGGAGAAGGAGAGGGACCCGGAGCACCGGGCCCUUUGCGACCUGGGGCCCUGGGUGAAGUGCUCCGCCGCCCUAGCCUCCAGAUGGGGUCGAGGAUUUGGUCUUUUGGGUUCCAUUUUUGGAAAAGAUGGUGUAUUAAACCAGCCAAACAGUGUCUUUGGACUUAUAUUUUAUAUACUACAGUUAUUACUUGGCAUGACGGCCAGCGCAGUUGCGGCCCUUGUCCUCAUGACCUCCUCCAUCGUGUCUGUGGUGGGCUCUUUGUACCUGGCCUACAUUCUGUACUUUGUGCUGAAGGAGUUCUGCAUCAUCUGCGUCACUACAUACGUGCUGAACUUCAUUCUCCUCAUCAUCAAUUACAAACGACUAGUUUACUUGAAUGAGGCCUGGAAGCAACAGCUGCAGCCUAAGGAAGACUGAUGGCUGGUGGAUUCCCACCCAACUGUCUCAGACACUUCUUUCAUUAAGUUUAUUUUGCAAGUUUUUUUUUUAAAUUCACAACAGACACUUUCCCUGAGAAUCUUAAACUGAUUUUUUUUUUUUUAAUACUGUAAAUUAGAAGGGGCCCUAGCUAUUUUCUGUGUCAAUCUUCAUUUUAAAUCUGGAUACAAAAAAAGGAUAUGCCGAGCCAAUCAAAGACAAGCUUUAACUUUACCUUGAAGAUAUUUCUGAGAUAAUAAAAUGUAGCCCUAGCCCCCGGUCCUCCACCGUAAAGUGAGCAGCCAUGCUAGCAAUUCUUUAAUGUGUAUAAAUUCAAUUUCAGGUAUAACACGUGAUCAUGAACAUGAAAAUAUUUUAGAAUAGAUACUGUAUUAAAUAUUGCCAUGUUUACAAUAUGUAAUAUGUUUUUAGCUGAUGGAUUUAAAUCUGUAGAUUCAAUUAGAGUCCAUUCGUGUGAUAUUUGUAAAUAAAGGUAGAAACAUUGGAUCCACCCCUGCAGAACUUACUGUACAGUUUAGUUGAAGUGUAGCUGAGGAGUUGUCAGCUCAGCCUGACUGAUUAGUGGAGAGAGUAGACAGCAACAGAUCAUCUUGGGAAACGUGCUGACAGUCCUGGUGCAGGGUUGACAGCAGAAACAGUAGGGUGCUUGCUUCUCUUCCGGCUCCCACUCUGAGAGGAAGAAGCGAUAUCUGAACAUCCCAGUCAAGUUUGACUAGUCAUAAAACUGGAUGGAUCCUAACGGUUUAGGAUGUCAUGUGACCAGACCUGUAAUUCCAAGGCUCUUGGGACACUGAUGGUAGGAAAUGGAUGUAGUCUUUGGAGAAAAACAAACCACUAUGUCAUUUUUGGGCAAAGCCUCUUAACCAGUAGCUGACCUUUCAAUACCGAUGUGUUCCCUUGAUCCUGGUGCCAGUCAGCUCAACAGUAUUAGGACUGAAAUCUGCACAAGCCUGUGCUCCGAGGUCGGUCCAUGGUGUUUCCUUUCUCGUUUCUUCUUGCACUAAGGAUUGUCAGUAAGUGUUUCACAAUUACAUAUUGAAUUUGUAAACCUUAGGGCUGACACGAGGACCAGUUUCCUGACUCAGAAGAAACACAUCACAUAGAAAGACCUGGAAGUGAGACAUGGGAACUUUGUCUGCCCCACUCCAGGAGCCACACAGAAGCAGUGAGAAGAGACCCAGAGGUGAUCUGAAUAAACCCGAUGGCAUAGUUUACUGUGUUUCUCUGGUUAGCAUCUUACAGGAGAUGUUCAAAGUGCCUUCUGUCUUCAAUCUCAAACCAAAUCACUCUGUGUGUUGAACUGGGGCAGAAGUAUCCCUCCUUUCAUUCCUUACCACGAAGCAGAGAAUUUGCUUUCUACCAGAGGGGGCUGUGCAGCCAUUUUAUUCCUUGGGUUGAGAAGUAGUGGCAAUGUUCUGAUUUACAAUUUGGUUAAUCAUUAUGUUAAAAAUAGGCAACUAGAUGGCAAAUUCUGAGAGCUUUUAUUUGCCUUGUUUUUGGAGGGAGAAAACAGGCUUUGCUUGUAAAGAAUGUGUAUCUUUGAAGUGAUUUAGGACCUUCAGUCACAACUUAUGCACCAUAGGAUUUCUGGCCCAGGGCAGGUAUAAAAUAUGAAUUGUAAUGCCCUUUUAGUAGGUUCUAACCAGUUUCUUUCUUUCAAGACAGCUAAAUUCUGAUUUCAUGAAAGGUUGUGUUUCCCCCACAAAUGUGAACAUUUCCAUGACUGUCUUACUAUGUAUGCAUUGUUGUUGUCUUCUGAAGUAGUUAAAGAACUUCUAGAAAGUUCUGAAUGGUAUUUAUGGAGAACCAAGUCCUCAUGAGAGAACUGUACAGUGAGGUCAUCUCGUAGCCCUUCGUCCAGGUCUCCCGAGGCAGUGGAAAUGGCUAAUAGUCAAAGACUUCUGCUACUUACAUAUCAAGGGUGUGCUAAACAAGUCCCUUGGAUCCCAAUUCCAAAUGAACUUUUGUAUCUUCUGUCACUCAGUAGAGUGGCGUUAAAGCGUGUCUUGACAGUACAGCUGUCUUCCCCAGGAAAAGGUGAGAGUAUUCCAUCCAUCAGACCUUUCAUAGCUUCCCUUUGCUUUCCUAAGUCUUGGGAGUGCAACCAUUAUAGAUUGUAUGGAUAUUUUGUUUAUUACAUUCCUGUGACCCAAUAAAGUGAAUGCCCCUUUCUCACUGAGAGUUAA
Messenger RNA from Onychomys torridus (southern grasshopper mouse), 2748 nucleotides. RefSeq names its product vitamin K epoxide reductase complex subunit 1 like 1 (gene Vkorc1l1). Gene Ontology annotation, molecular function: vitamin-K-epoxide reductase (warfarin-sensitive) activity. The coding region runs from base 11 to 541 and encodes 176 amino acids. Gene Ontology annotation, biological process: peptidyl-glutamic acid carboxylation; vitamin K metabolic process. The record is from RefSeq and is a predicted model, not a curated record. Lineage: Eukaryota; Metazoa; Chordata; Mammalia; Rodentia; Cricetidae. The transcript is spliced from 3 exons.